AUGGAUUCAGAUAGAGGUGCACGCAAGAGAGACAGGUCUAAGAGUUAGAAGAAGAGAAGAUCAUCUAGUUCAAGUAGUUCUGAUUACAGCAGUAGGAAAGUAGUCAAGAGACAAAGAACUACUGCUCCUGGAGGAGGUGGCGGUGGAUUUUCUAAUUUCUCUGACAAGCCCCCUGAGGAAUUGCGCACAAAGAUGACUACACAAGAAAUCCUAGAAUACUAUAAGUAGUUCAACCCUAACUAGGGUCUUACCAAUCACAAUAAAGCAGAGAGACAACUUUACGUUGGUAAUAUUCCUCCAGGCCUUUCAGUUCCUUAGAUAAUGGAACUUUUGAAUACAGCUUUAAAAGAAAUAGGCAAAGAUAGUAGUUUGUUUUAAGAUGGCGACCCUAUUGUUGGUGCUUGGAUCAGUAGUGAUGGACAUUACGCCUUUGUUGAUUUUAGAACUGCUGAAGAGGCUACCCAAGGAUUUAUCCUUUAAUAAGUCUCAAUUCAUGGAAAUAAUCUAAAAGUUGGAAGACCAAAGAAUGCAACUGGGCCUAUUCCAAAUCCAGCAUAACUACUGGCAGGCAAUCCAAAUAUGGCAUAACCCAAUUAGAUGAAUAUGAAUUAAAACAAAAAGAAGUCAAACAUGAUGCCAUCAGGAUUUAAGUCUGGAAUGAUGGGCGAUUCUGCCAACUAAGUAAUCUAAUCCAUGAAUACAAAACUCAUGGUCAGCAAUUUCCCCGCCAAUCACACAAAGGAAAUGAUUUAAUAGAUAUGCGAAGUAUUUGGUAAGGUGAAGAACGUAGAUUUACUUAAGGAUACCUCUACUGGAGAGUUUAGAGGUCAGGUAAACGUAGAAUACGACAAUGAAGUUGAGGCUAAGAAGGGUUUCACUGGCAUGAUGGGCCUUAAAGUAGAUGAAAGCGUUCUGUUUGUUAAGAGAUUGACAACUAUUAGUGCUCCAACUACUUCCUUGGAGGGUGAAGUAUUCAAAAAUUUAAUUGAAGACAAGCCUACUUGUUGUCUUGUGCUUAAAAACUGUGUUAAACUUGAGGAAAUGACUGAGAGAGAUGACUAUAAAGAGUUGGAAAAUACAGUUGAAGAGGAAAUGAAGAAAUACGGGCAAGUUAUAAAAGUUCAUUGCCCAAGACCACCCUUGUUUGGAGAUCCUCUAUCAGUGCCAGGAGUUGGGAAAGUUUAUGUUAGAUUCAGUAAUGAAAUUGAUUCAGAGAAAGCCAAGCAUGGUGUUUACAGAAGAAGAUUCAAUGGGAGAGCGAUCGAGCCAUUGUAUUAUCCAAUCGAAAAAUACAAUAAAAACCAGUUUGAUUGA
Molecule: messenger RNA, 1314 nt
Organism: Stylonychia lemnae
Lineage: Eukaryota; Ciliophora; Spirotrichea; Sporadotrichida; Oxytrichidae
Source: the annotation of a GenBank genome assembly